GCUCACUGUGGAAAUUGGGUUGUUGGCUGUAGACUUUGGAAACCUCGCGGGACCACACCGUGGCAGAGCCGGUGCGAGACGGAGAGGUUGGUGCGUGUGAAACUACUGAACUGAGAGGGCGAGCGACACUCAGUGUCUCUUCGGCCCCCGAAUUGGGCGGGCUGCUGGGCUAGAGAGAGUGUCUUGAGUGAAGACCGCAGUUUAUGCGUUUGGAUUUUACUUCAACAGCUUCUUGAUACCUGACUUUUCUUCAUGUUAGUUCGAAUGUAGCGAUGAAUGGUUAUGCUUGCCUACUACGCCGCUGCCGGCCACCGGGGCGUAUGAUUCGUCUGUGCUUCUCGCCAAACCGGCGUUCGCAGCGGAUGGUUGGCAGGCGAAGCCGAGCCGGGCCGGGCCGGCAAGCGGACGACUGUACCAGGUGGCGGGCUUGCGGGGACGAGGGGAAGACGUUGACAGAGCUGCCCGCGCAUCAGCUUCGGCCUGGCGAAUGAAGGACAUGAAGGAGAAGCUCUUCUACCUACUAAAGCAGGUGGGCGGCCGUCCGACGUCCUCCUCUGCUGCCUGCGGAUUCGGGCCGCAGCGCUCCUCUCCGCCGGCAGUUCGGCUGCAAACGAACCCGGGAUUUGGCCUUCGCGGCUCCACGCUCGCCGCGCCCGGCGCCGCCUGCUCCGGGUCACAGGGUGGAGGAGUACCUGCGGCGGCAGCGUCCACGACCCGCAGCAUCCCGUUCGCGGGCCUCGGGAGGAUCAGCGUCGGAUCUGUGAUCGGAGUGGCCACCAGGCGGCCGGCGCCUCGUACCUCGUCCGAAACGAUAAUUUUUUCGCCCCGGCAGGCUCCGUCUGAGCGGUUUCGCGGCCGCCGCGCUGCGCCACGUGCAGGGCCAGGAGGCGCCUCGUCUAGGUGGUGCGGGCGUGAAUGGGAUGGCCCCGCGAGAGGGCCGGCCCAAAGACCGGGCGGCUCCGCCGCCAUCUGGGCCCGCCCUGCGAAUUGGCUGGCCCCGGAACGUGCCACGACUGCGCCGCGCACCUGCCUUGGG
Molecule: messenger RNA, 1036 nt
Organism: Amoebophrya sp. A120
Lineage: Eukaryota; Dinophyceae; Syndiniales; Amoebophryaceae
Source: the annotation of a GenBank genome assembly